UACCAGACGACGGUUCUCGGCUUGGAUCGGCGUCGCGGUUCCUAUCCGUUGGCCGAUCGGCUUACCCUCUCUACCUGAUCUCUGUAUUUCCUAUCACUUCAGUCUAGUCUCUCUCCACUCAUCAGUCUGAGAACGAUUUGGUCAACAGCAGCAGGAGGAUACUGUAGAGAUUCUUGAUUGAAUAAGCUUAGUGAACAAGAUGGAUCAUCAAAAUGGAUAUGGUGUGGAAAUCACUGAGCUGUUUCUGAGAUAUAUCUCGGUGCAAUCCAACAUAUUGAUAUUGUCAGGUCGGGUGAGCAAGCGUGCACUGCUUAUGUGAUGUUCAAGGAUUCUUAUUCUCAGGAAAUUGCCGUCUUACUCAGUCCUCAUCCUCAACAAGGCGAGUUCAACGCCGGAGAAGCAGUGACAAAAGCUCAAGAAGUGGUGAAGUCAAUGCUAGCCACCGGAUUCGUGCUGGGCAAAGACGCUUCUCUGACGAUUCCCACGGUGUAUCAGCUGCAGCAGUGGCUAGAGUAUCUCAACUAGACCAGAGGAUCGGUCUCACUGACUAAAUCUUUUCCGGAGUUGAAGCUGUCAGACUGACCGACCAGAAGUACCAUGUUUCAGACAAAGCAAAAUCAGCCGUUUCUGCCACAGGAAGAACCGUGGCAGCAGCUGCAAAAUCUCCGGACUUCAUAAGCGAUCUACCUCAGAGCAUAAUUCAUAUCUACUCAUAUAAAUGUUCUAAAAAUCCCCUUUUUAUCGAAAUUUUCUAUUUAUACUACUUAAGUCGGUUUAAAUUGUUCGAAAACAGUUAUAUUUGAUUUAUAUUAGUAUAAAUUUGUAAACC
Molecule: messenger RNA, 829 nt
Organism: Eruca vesicaria subsp. sativa (arugula)
Lineage: Eukaryota; Viridiplantae; Streptophyta; Magnoliopsida; Brassicales; Brassicaceae
Source: the annotation of a GenBank genome assembly